Messenger RNA from Physeter macrocephalus (sperm whale), 1179 nucleotides. Its product is annotated as testis associated actin remodelling kinase 2. The record is from RefSeq and is a predicted model, not a curated record. The annotation marks the transcript as partial. Gene Ontology annotation, cellular component: cytoplasm; nucleus. Lineage: Eukaryota; Metazoa; Chordata; Mammalia; Artiodactyla; Physeteridae. Gene Ontology annotation, molecular function: ATP binding; protein serine/threonine kinase activity. Gene Ontology annotation, biological process: protein phosphorylation; actin cytoskeleton organization. The transcript is spliced from 6 exons.
AACUGCCUGAUAAAGAGGGAUGAGAAUGGUUACUCUGCAGUGGUAGGUGACUUUGGCCUGGCUGAGAAGAUCCCUGAUGUCAGCAUGGGGAGUGAGAAGCUGGCUGUGGUGGGCUCACCCUUCUGGAUGGCACCCGAGGUUCUUCGAGAUGAGCCCUACAAUGAAAAGGCGGACGUGUUCUCUUAUGGUAUCAUCCUCUGUGAGAUCAUCGCCCGCAUACAGGCUGAUCCAGACUAUCUUCCCCGAACAGAGAAUUUCGGGCUGGACUAUGACGCUUUCCAGCACAUGGUGGGAGACUGUCCCCCAGACUUUCUGCAGCUCACCUUCAACUGUUGUAAUAUGGACCCCAAACUGCGCCCAUCCUUUGUGGAGAUUGGGAAGAUCUUGGAGGAAAUUCUGAGCCGCCUACAGGAGGAAGAGCUGGAGAGGGACAGGAAACUGCAGUCCACAGCCAAAGGACUCUUGGAGAAAGGACCUGGGGUGAAGCGACUGAGCUUACUGGAUGACAAGAUCCCUCCCAAGUCCCCACGCCCAAGACGUACUAUCUGGCUGUCUCGAAGCCAGUCAGACAUCUUCUCCAGUAAGCCCCCACGUACAGUGAAUGUCUUGGACCCCUACUACCAGCCACAACGAGGUGAUGCUGCCCGAGCCCCCAAAAUCAACCCUUUCAGUGCUCGCCAGGACCUCAAAGGUGGCAAGGUCAAGUUCUUUGACCUGCCCAGCAAGUCUGUCAUCUCCCUGGUAUUUGACCUGGAUGCACCAGGGCCUGGAACUAUGCCCAUGGCUGAUUGGCAGGAGCCCCUCGCCCCACCUGUUCGCCGGUGGCGUUCUUUGCCUAGUUCACCAGAGUUCUUGCAUCAAGAGGCUUGUCCGUUUGUGGGCCGAGAAGAAUCACUAUCUGAUGGGCCCCUACCACGCCUCAGUAGUCACAAGUACAGAGUAAGGGAGAUCCCACCAUUCCGAGCAUCUGCCCUACCACCUGCUCCAGCCCAUGAAGCCAUGGACUGCUCCAGUCCCCAGGAAGAAAACGGUUUUGGGCCCAGGUCUCAGGGGGCCAGUCCAUGCCUUGCAGGUGCCCCUGAGGAGAUGGAGGUAGAAGAAAGGCCAAGAGACUUGGCUCCAGUCCCCUUUUCUGUCUCAGGCAUAGACCUGAAAACCCAGGGAGAGCAGGAUGGGUAA